This is a messenger RNA of Colletotrichum siamense, 1218 nucleotides long. RefSeq lists its product as uncharacterized. The transcript has 4 exons. NCBI's taxonomy places the organism in Eukaryota, Fungi, Ascomycota, Sordariomycetes, Glomerellales, Glomerellaceae. Bases 1 to 1218 code for a protein of 405 amino acids. The record is from RefSeq and is a predicted model, not a curated record.
AUGUCUUUCUUGCUUCACACUGGUAGUAUUGAACUCCCUAGUUACGACUUUGCAAGGCAAAGACUCCCCGACUCCAUGAUGGGCGGCGAACUCACUCCAAGCCUUCUUCAACAAGACGAGACUACCGCACCCCUGCCGCUACCGAUUAACUAUGGCGAUCCCUCUGUACUCAUCAAUGCUCCUGGGUGGUCAAUGCUCGCGCUUUCGACAACUUUCCUUUGCCUUCGAGUCUAUUGCAAAGCCUUCCGAGUGCGGUGGAUGGUGUGGCUAGAUGACUGGCUCUUGAUCGGUGGGUGGGCCUUUCUCGUUGCUUCACAAGCUCUCUUGAGCGAGCUGAUGCGACUUGGGUUCGCAAGGACAUACAAUGUUACGCCAACGAUCAGCACCGUCAUCUACGCAUGGGACAACUGUCACAAGCUUUCCCUCGCGCUGACGAAGACCUCCUUCGCCGUAACAUUACAUCGGAUUGCCUCCUCCUGGCAAAGAUACAUCAUUUGGUUUCUGGUCGGGACCAUGAACGUUCAAUUCAUCGUCCUUACCUGGAGGGCAAUAUGCCGACCGACCCGACCUGGAGAUACGACACCUCAUCUGCCGGUAUCAUGCUGGCGCUCUGAAGACGCAAUCGCUCUUGGGAUCUUCGGUGGCUUCUAUUCUGCCGCUUCCGACUUCAUCCUCGCCCUACUGCCGUGGAAGAUUGUGAUGGGACUACAGAUGAAAAAGCAUGAGAAGAUUGGAGUGGCUAUCGCCAUGAGUAUGGGAGUACUCGCCGGAGUCAUGGGUGUCAUGAAAGCCGUUCAGAGCAUCAUCAUGCUAGAUACAUCAGCACCAGACUUGUUUUGGAAAAUUUGCAUCAUGCAUGUUUGGGCCAUGGCCGAACCGAAUGUCACCAUUAUUGCCGCGUGCAUCCCUGUCCUUCGAGUGCUAUUUCGACACAUCCGUAGUACCCGCGAAGCGGAAUAUCCUUCUUCAGGGGCCUACAUCAGAUCAGACACCCUGAGCAAGUUUCGAAACCAAGACAUACAAGGUGGCAGAUCAAGAACCGCCCGUAAUCAAGACGAAAGAGACGACGGAGACAGCGAUCGCAGCAUGCUACCCCAGGGCAUCAUCAGGACCACCGAGGUAACGGUAGAUUAUGACAAACGCAGUGGUAACUCAGGCAGCAGUUUACCUGGCGAGGACGACAUCGAACUGACAAGUCGGCGUGUAAUUUCGGCAUGA